Messenger RNA from Sphenostylis stenocarpa, 342 nucleotides. The record is from the annotation of a GenBank genome assembly. Lineage: Eukaryota; Viridiplantae; Streptophyta; Magnoliopsida; Fabales; Fabaceae.
AUGUCCGGUCCCCUCGAUCGUUUUGCCAGACCUUGUUUUGAGGGGUUUUCGGGCAGUGAUGAGAAGAGGGAGAGGAGAUCUGACUUCGAGAACUCCGAGGAUGAGAGGAGGACCAGAAUUGGAUCUCUCAAAAAGAAAGCGCUCAAUGCAUCCUCGAAAUUCAAACACUCUCUUAGAAAGAAGAGUAGCAGGAGAAAGAGCGAUGGCCGUGUUAGCUCCGUGUCGAUUGAGGACGUUCGCGAUUUUGAGGAGCUGCAAGCUGUGGACGCGUUUCGCCAAUCGUUGAUCAUGGACGAAUUGCUUCCUGAAGCGUUUGAUGACUACCAUAUGAUGUUGAGGUAA